GGCUUUUUUAAUAGCGAGAUGGCGCUAGACUGAUAAAAACACCACUACCAUACCGAUACCGCAGCAAAAGUGAGAUAGACUGUAUGAGAGCAUUAUACACAGAGUGAUAGAAGUAAUAGAACAAUAGAAAUGACAAGUUUUGGAUGGAAGAGGAAAGCGGGAGAGAAGGUGUCGAAGGAAGCAUCUUCAAGCUUCGAGAGUAAGACGGGAGUACUGCAGGAAGAUUCUCCUGAAGACGAUGGUCCACAUGAAGACAACUUGUGGGAUGCUUUCUCCAAGAGAAGGAAGGUUCUGAUUCUCGAGGACUCGGCGAGCAAGAGCCAAAGAUUGAAAGUUGAGGGAGAGACACUAGCAGAUGCUGGCAGAUACUGGGAAGCUGUUAAGAAAUGGAAUGAGGCCCUGCAGUAUACUCCUGCUAAUGAAUUCCUCUAUGAAAUGAAAGCACAAGUUCUGAUGGAAUUGCAUGAGGUAUUUCCAGCUGUGGAAGCAGCGCAACAGGCCACUGUCCUGGCUCCCCAAUGGUGGGUUGCAUACCAAACUCUAGGACGUGCUCAACUUGGGCUUGGUGAAAUCACCAUGGCUGUGAAAUCAUUCAGCAGAGCUGUGCAUAUGAACCCAGCCGACUCUGCUCUAUGGGAGGACGAUCUGAGAUGGGCCUGCUCGCUGAGGGACCAACUCAAGACACGGACCAAGGACACGAAAGACCAGGACCAAAUCAAAAGACAUGUCUUGAAGGAAGCUGAAUCUCGUAUUAACAAAGACAAAGGAAUGACCUCGUCAUCCGUUGACUCUGGUAAUGAUGGUGAAUUGUUUUGUAGAGAGGGAUUCAGAUGAUGGCAUUGUCAAGUAGUGAACAGUAAACUGACGUCAGCAAGAACUGUAUAGCAGCAGAAGGUAGUAAUGAUCGUCCUGAUGAAGACCUGGGUGUAGCAUCCGUGCGUUUGACCCAAGUAGUGUUGGUGUUGCAGUUUUUUACCUUGGAGAGAGGGUUUCAGAGGAACACAAUGUAGUACGUUGGGUGAGCCAAGGAUGCUUAUUGAAUCAACGUUUACAGCAUGUACCCCCAAAGAAGGUGACAAUAUCCUUGAAAAGAUCCUUGUAAAGAUCCUUGAAAUGAUUAGAACAUAUUAAACCAACAAGUGGUGCCGAAAAAAGAGGGUAAAGCAUGGUAUAGAGAUGUCUGAUGAUGAUCAGUGAAGCUGCGUAUAUGUAUAGCACUUAACACUUACCUUAUGAGUAGCCUUUAAGCCCUUUACAAAAAAAACACCAUAAUUAAACUGGCUUUAGCGGAUUUCUGAGGUUCAAGGAGUUAAUUUCUCACAAUUAGCAAGUACAGUU
This is a messenger RNA of Lytechinus variegatus (green sea urchin), 1338 nucleotides long. RefSeq names its product tetratricopeptide repeat protein 33-like. The transcript is spliced from 5 exons. Bases 130 to 834 code for a protein of 234 amino acids. The record is from RefSeq and is a predicted model, not a curated record. Gene Ontology annotation, molecular function: protein binding. NCBI's taxonomy places the organism in Eukaryota, Metazoa, Echinodermata, Echinoidea, Temnopleuroida, Toxopneustidae.